Aspergillus aculeatinus CBS 121060 is the source of this 3951-nucleotide messenger RNA. Its product is annotated as MFS general substrate transporter. Gene Ontology annotation, molecular function: transmembrane transporter activity. The coding region runs from base 1 to 3951 and encodes 1316 amino acids. The record is from RefSeq and is a predicted model, not a curated record. The transcript has 10 exons. Gene Ontology annotation, biological process: transmembrane transport. Lineage: Eukaryota; Fungi; Ascomycota; Eurotiomycetes; Eurotiales; Aspergillaceae.
AUGUUCGGAUGUAUCGUUGUUGGGAUAUCGUGGUUUGUCACGGCGGAGGUGGAUUCGGUCUUCAAAUCGAGACCCGACCUCUACCCGCCUGUUCUCACCUUGGAACAUCGCAACCCCGACAAGCUCAGCCCGGGCUAUAUCUUCGUGGGCCCUUAUGAGGCAGCCAACUCGGGGCCGUAUAUUUAUGAUGACGAAGGGAAUCUAAUCUGGAGCGGAUGGGGUAAUUCCGGCCCUGGAAACGCUCAUGGCAUGCAUGUUUGCCAGUACCAGGGUAAAGACCAUCUCUGCUUCUUCCAGGGCGUUCAGCAGAACGGGUACUGUCGCGGCCAUGGCGUGAUCAUGGACAGCAAUUAUCGGAUCGUCCGCACUGUGGUCCCCGGCGGAGGCAUGGCAUCCAGCGAUAUGCACGAGUUCAAGCCCAUCAACGACGGCAAGACUGCUCUGUUGACCGUCUACCAACAGAGGCAGUUCGAUAUGAGUUUGUGGAACGUGAAGACGGGCAUGGGAUGGCUGAUGGAGAGUGUCUUCCAGGAAGUCGACGUCGAGACUAACGAGGUGCUAUUCGAGUGGAAAUCGCUUGACCAUGUUGACCCGUCAGCGGCCUACACCUGGCCCAGCCACACGGACACCUCGGGCACUGGGCUGGACCCGCGCUCGCCCUGGGACUACUUCCACAUCAAUUCCAUCGAUAAGAACAGCGAGGGCGACUAUCUGAUUUCCUCGCGCCACACGUGCGCGAUCUACAAGAUCUCCGGCCAAGACGGCUCGGUGAUCUGGCAGUUGCACGGAGCCAACCCCUCCUUCAAGAACAUCAACUUCAGCUUCUCGCAGCAACAUGAUGCCCGCUUUCUGAGCGAAAAUGCCACCCACACGCUGCUGUCGCUUUACAACAACGGCUUCAAUGGCUUCAACCGGACGCACGACUAUUCCUCGGGCAUGAUCAUCCUGAUCGACCACCGCGAUAACACCGCGACCCAGCUGCUGGAAUAUGCACCGCCGGGCAAGACCAUGAUCAGCUCCAGCCAGGGCAACUUGCAGGUUCUGCCGAACGGUAACGCGUUCAUCGGGUGGGGCAACAACGCCUACAUUUCCGAGCAUGACGAGCAAGGCAAUCUUCUCCUGUGGGGAUACAUCGACAAGGAUCGGAUCAUGAACUACCGGGCGCAAAAGUUUCAGUGGGAGGGCAAUCCGACCGACGUGCCGGCCAUGUGGACCUACGCGAAGUCGAGCGAGACGUACGCCCCGACGACCUUCUAUGUCAGCUGGAACGGGGCGACCCGCGUGAAGUACUGGCGCUUCUACGGCGCGCAGAACGCCACCGGCCCGUUCAUGUUGAUCAAGCAAGUCGCGAGGGACGGCUUCGAGACGAGCUACACGGCGGGCGAGUUCUACCAGUGGACCUACGCCGAAGCUGUCGAUGUGGAGGGUCAAGUGCUGGGCAAGUCCCGGAGCCUGUUCACGUUUGUCCCGUCGGCGGAGUUGCGGAACUUCUGUGCGACCGAUGCGUGCGAGAAUGCCCAGUCGUAUGGCAUGCCAAAUGAGGAGGGCGCUGGGCCCGCGAUCCCGCCGGCUGGGAUUAUCACCGUGCCCUGGGUUGAGCCUGGUCAUCCGGACACUUUGUACGACUGGGGACAGACGAAGCCGUCCGAGGGAGAGGGAAAGGAGGCGGAGGCGCACAGUUCAGAUAAGGCCUACAACAAUGUAGGGUGGAUUGCCCCGGUCUUCGGGUUUGUGGUUACGGUGGCGGCUAUCUACACGAUCCAUCGGGUCUAUCGACGACGGCAGCAGGAUCUCAGCCGGGUCAAAGAGCGCGCUUCCACGGAGCAUCUGGAUCAAAUGGAACGGGCCCCGCACUCAGUGGAAGCGGACGAGCUUCCCUGGUGGCAUUGGCGAACCGGCCGGCGACCAUCCUUGACGCUUAACGCCGCGCCGCCUCUUACGGCCACUUCCACCACAUCAUCCUCCGCCAUCGCUUCGCCUCUCCCACCAACAACCCCCAAUCCCCUCUCUGCCACUUCCACCUCCUUCGCCCAAGCUACCUCGUGGACUUCCGGCCACGACCAAGGCGGCGAACCCUCGCCCUCGACCUCUGCCAAUUUUCCGCUCCACCAACAACGUCGUCGUCGCGAAUCCAACCUCUCGCUAGCCGACGUCUCCGAAGGCUCCUCCGGCCGCUACGAGGACUACGACCACGACUCCCACAACAUGGCCUCGAGGAACACCUCUCUCGACUGGGGCCAUGCCCGCAGUCGCUCCCACAGUCAAUCACAGACCGCGAUGUUGCGACCUCAAGAACUGGCCGAUACGCCCUCCGCGGCGCCCGUCUCGCGCCCCGCUCCGGUGACCUGGAUGUCGCUGCCGAAGAAGGGCCAGCUCGCGCUGCUGGGGCUCUGCCGUGUCUUCGACUUCUUGCAGAUUGCCUCCCUGCAGGCCUACAUGUUCUAUCAGCUGAAGUCCUUCGACGAGAACCUGUCCGACGCCGAUGUGUCCACCCAGGCCGGCAUCCUGCAGGGCGCGUUCACCGCCGCGCAGUUUGCGACCGCCAUCCCCUGGGGCCGGGUGGCCGAUGCGGAGUGGGGCGGCCGGAAGUUCGUGCUGCUGGUGGGCUUGCUGGGCACCGCCUUGUCCUGCCUGGGGGUCGCCUUCGCGACCUCGUUCGCGCAGGCCGUGUUCUGGCGCUCCUUCGGCGGGGCCAUCAAUGGGACUGUCGGGAUCAUCCGGACCAUGAUCGCGGAGAAUGUGAAGGAGAAGAAGUACCACUCGCGCGCGUUUUUGAUUCUACCAAUCGGGUUUAAUGUGGCCGCCUUGUUUGGUCCCGUGAUGGGCGGGAUGCUGGCCGAUCCGGUCAAGGCGUAUCCCCGGUUAUUUGGGCCCGACUCGUCGUUCGGCGGUGCCAACGGCGUGCAGUGGCUGAUCCGCUACCCCUACGCUUUGCCCAUGCUGGCGAAUGCCAUUUUCUUGUCGUUCGCGGCGGCGUGUGUCGCCAUUGGUCUGGAAGAGACCUUGGAGGCUUGUAAAGGCAAACCCGGGUUGGGGGUCUUCUCGAUGCGCAUUUUCGCGCGCGGUGUUCGCGCCGUGGUGCCCUCGUCCUCCCCGCUGUACCACCGGCUGCCGUUCGCCGACUACGAAGAGGCCGGCCCUCUACUGGGCCGCCGGGAUACGGCCGAGAGCUACGAGAUGGAGGAGAAGGCCACCAAACACACUCGCCAAAGCCGCAGCUUGCCCUUCCGUCGGAUCUGGACCAAGAACGUGCUGUGCACGCUCCUGGCGCAGGCCUUCUUCGACUUCCAAAUGGGUGCCUUCAACAACCUGUGGCUGUUGUUCCUCUCGACGCCGCGCUACGACGCCAACGACCCCACGAGCCCCCUGCAGAAGCUGCCGUUCGUCUUCACCGGCGGCCUGGGGAUGCUGCCGCAGAGCGUGGGCUUCGCGACCGCGAUCCUCGGCAUCAUCGGCAUGCUCCUGCAGUUCACCAUCUACCCCAGUAUCAACGGCCGCCUGGGCACGGCCAAGAGCUACCAGUACUUUUUGACGUUGUUCCCCCUGGCGUACGCGUUUGCGCCGUACAUCGCCCUGGCGCCGUCCACGGUGCCGCCGCCGGGCCAGGCCAACGGCGGCUGGGUGUGGUUCUCGAUCAUCGUGGUGCUGUUCCUGCAGGUGACGGCGCGCACCUUCACGCUGCCGACCUCGAUCAUCCUGCUGAACAACUGCUCGCCGCACCCGUCCGUGCUGGGCACCAUUCAUGGGAUUGGCCAGUCCGUGUCGUCUGCCUUCCGCACCAUCGGGCCGAUCUUUUCGGGGUCGUGGUACGGGUACGGGCUGGAGAUGGGCAUGGUGGGCUUCGCCUGGUGGCUGGUGGCGCUGGUGUCGGUGUUCGGCUGCGUGGCGGCGAUUUUCGUGUAUGAGGGGUCGGGGCAUGAGAUUAUUCUUCCGGGGGAGGAGGAGGAGUAG